Messenger RNA from Pygocentrus nattereri (red-bellied piranha), 1917 nucleotides. It is a transcript of the gene il11a, whose product is annotated as interleukin 11a. Lineage: Eukaryota; Metazoa; Chordata; Actinopteri; Characiformes; Serrasalmidae. Gene Ontology annotation, biological process: positive regulation of MAPK cascade; positive regulation of cell population proliferation. The transcript is spliced from 5 exons. The record is from RefSeq and is a predicted model, not a curated record. Gene Ontology annotation, molecular function: growth factor activity; cytokine activity. Bases 39 to 644 code for a protein of 201 amino acids. Gene Ontology annotation, cellular component: cytoplasm.
GUUUAUUCGCACAAGCUUGAGGACCCGCUGGACGCAAUAUGAAACUGCUGCUCGACUCCUCCUCCUCGCUGCUCUUCUCCGUCUUGUUGGCUCAACUGCCGCUGCUGACGUCAGCCCUACCUGCCCACCCGAGGCGCCACCCGCCCACCCAUGCCGACCUGGACAAGCUGACCAAUCAGACGAGGCACCUGCAGAAGUUGACCCAUGACCUGAUCAGCGACCAAGAGUUUGACUCGGUGAUCGACCACCACAGGUUCAAAUCUCUUCCAGCCAUCAGCAGCAGAGCCAAUGACCUCAGCUCACUGGAGUUGAAGCCCACUCUCUCUCAGCUUCAUGCUGACCUGAAGUCAUUUGAGCACCACUUCGAGUGGCUAAACAAAGUGACACGGAAGCACCACCACAGCUCAGCGCCGAAGCUGGGAGAAAUGAUCUCACACAUUAAGAGUCUGAUCACCUCGCUACACCGUCAGAUGAUGCGAGUGGAGGCCCCUCGUAUUUCAGUGCCUUCCCCCUCCCUCCCUCCUCCUCCCUCGUUCCACUGGGAGAUGGACCAGUCGUCCCAGGAGCUCCUGCAGAAGUUCCGGCUGUUCUGCGACUGGGCGGCGCGAGCCUUCCUCAGCCUCAAGUCCAAAAUGCAGGCGUGAUGGGCCUCGGCCAAUCGCACCCCACCGUCACUACAACUCCAGCCGAUGGUUACACACUACAACCGAUCCUCUGUCCAGUCCUCCGUGAACUACCCCGUAAGGCUACAGCCUGUGGCAAACGCGAGCUGAUCGCACGGCACCGGCCUCGGCCUCGGCGCCGCCGAUCCGCACUCGCCGCAGAGCGACUCCACCUGCCUGUCCACAUCACUUCACCUAAAACCGUAAAACCUUUCCCUCUCCACUUUUUUUGCAUUCAACCUGUUUGUUAUUUAUGUAUUUAUUUAUUUAUUGAGCAGUUAUUUAGUUAUUUAUUUGGUGUCGUUAUUUAUUUGAUUCUUUGGAAAAGAAAAGUCAUCUUGUUUCCCAGGUUUUGGUUUUUUUUUUUUUUUCUUCUUCCUUAUUUUACGUCGUCCCGUUUUCCCUUUUCCCUCCUCCUUCUCUCCCUGUACAGUCUUCCAGCCGCCCUUCCGGCCUCCAAUUUUAACCAGUUGUACUUUUCUCACGCCUCCUGUUUCUCCGCGAGGCGCGUGUUCCCAUUUCGUUCCCAAGGUUAUAACGUUUUGCCACUAGAUGUAGCAAGACUGCUGGGCGUGUAAGGUGUGCGCUGGUGCCGGGUGAGAAAGUUGCGAGGAGCUGUAAAGUGUCACGAAGCACUGACCUAAAACCUUUCGCUUCUUCGUCUUUGCACAGCAUAUCUGGGUUUCAUGUAUUUGAAUUCUAUGAUUCAGAACUUGUUCUCAAGCAACACUAAAUGGAAAAAAAAGUUUUAAAAAAUAAAUAAAUAAAUAAAUAAAGAUUAGAAAAGACAAGCCAAGCCUUAAAAUACUAUGUAUUGUGAUAUUGUGAUACUUUGGUAAUGUACAGAUGUACAUACGUGCUCCCGAAUGUAAAUUGCUCUGUAUAGCGCGAAUGUGUAUUAUAUUAUAGUUUUCUAUGAUAUAAGGCCCCGCUGCUCCGGCAGUUCUAUCUUCAUCACUGUGUCGCAAUAUCAACAUUAUUCUGUUCUGGUUUUUUUUUCUUUUCUUUUUUUUAGUAUUUUGAUACACUAUUUACUAUUUAUUACAUUUUUCAUGUUAUUUAUUUUCACUAAACGGAAGCAAGACUUCUGUCUUUUUUAUACUUUUAUACUACUUCUAAUCAGGCAUUAUCAUCUAUUGAAAUUAUUAAACUCUAUUGAAACUCUUCAACUUGCCACACAUGCUGUACGUCGUAUGGUUUUCUGACAGAAAGGUGAAAGGUGUGCCAGAUACAAUAAAGCAAUUCAUGUGCAGAA